UUGUGUUGCAUUUUUUGGUGACUGGUGUUAUUGUUUUUGUUCACCGAUUUAAUUUAUAGUAAAAACGAUUGAAAUACAUAAGAGCAAUGGAAGAUACAGUAGCUUUAGAUUCAAGCAAGCAAAAAGAAUUUGUAAAAGGGAUUAAAAAGCUUCUAAAGAAAAAGGAUAAAAAUGAUAAAGAAAAUGAAAACAAAGAAAAAACAAAAGGUGGAAAAGUUGUUAAAAAGAAACCAAAAAGAGGAUUGGUUUAUUUGUCCCACAUACCACAUGGUUUUUAUGAGCAUCAAAUGACUGAAUAUUUUAAACAAUUUGGUGUGGUGACAAACGUGAGAGUUAUACGGUCUAAACGUACUGGCAAUUCCAAGGGAUUUGCCUUUGUUGAAUUCAAAGACCCCACUGUAGCAGAAAUUGUUGCGGAAACUAUGAAUAACUAUUUGAUGGGAAAAAGGCUGCUGAAAGCUGAAAUUAUUCCACCUGAGAAGCAGAGGAAAGCCUUAAGAAAGCAUUGGAAUAACAGCAACAAUCCAGGACAAGAAGCAAGGCUUAAAAUGAAAAAAUUGCAAAAUGCACACAAAACAGAAGAAGAGGAAUUAAAAAUUGCAAGAAAACUAUUAGCAGGGGUAAACAAAACUAAAAAGAAGCUAAGUGAAUUAGGAAUAAAUUAUGACUUCUUUACACCUGUUGAUAUGCCAGAGAUUUUAAAAAGUAAUGUUCAGGGUACAGAAACAGUGGAAAAUAAACAACCUUUGAAAACAAAAAAGGAAGACGCUAAGAAUAAAAAGAUUAAAUUGGAAGAAAAAGUAUCCAUUAAGAAUGUUGCAGUUGUUAAGAAAAAGGCAAAAACGGAUGACAAGAAAACUAUCAAGAGUGUUGAGUCUGUACAGAUGAAAAAAGAAAACAGCAUUAAGCCUAAAUCAGAAGUAAAGGAACAAAAGGUGAAGCAGAAAUUGAUAUCUGAUGUUAAAGAGACAAAAAAGAACUUUGUGAAGGUUAAUAAGAAACCACAGGGGUUAACUGUUAAGAGGAAAAAUAAAUGAUUUAAUAAU
This is a messenger RNA of Aricia agestis (brown argus), 1046 nucleotides long. RefSeq names its product MKI67 FHA domain-interacting nucleolar phosphoprotein-like (gene Nopp34). The record is from RefSeq and is a predicted model, not a curated record. NCBI's taxonomy places the organism in Eukaryota, Metazoa, Arthropoda, Insecta, Lepidoptera, Lycaenidae. Gene Ontology annotation, molecular function: RNA binding. Gene Ontology annotation, biological process: maturation of LSU-rRNA from tricistronic rRNA transcript (SSU-rRNA, 5.8S rRNA, LSU-rRNA). Gene Ontology annotation, cellular component: nucleolus. Bases 87 to 1037 code for a protein of 316 amino acids. The transcript has 6 exons.